Molecule: messenger RNA, 2404 nt
Organism: Oryzias latipes (Japanese medaka)
Lineage: Eukaryota; Metazoa; Chordata; Actinopteri; Beloniformes; Adrianichthyidae
Product: ribonuclease P protein subunit p25-like
Biological process (GO): tRNA 5'-leader removal
Cellular component (GO): ribonuclease MRP complex
Molecular function (GO): RNA binding
Source: RefSeq, a predicted model, not a curated record
GUGCCUUUAAGAGGGCCGUCUCCUCUUUCCCUCAUGCUCCCCCUCAACUAUACGGACACUCCUCCUGUGAGCAUUUGUGAGGCAGCUCCUGUCCCUUAUGUCUCUUUGUGAGAAAGAGAACAGGCUUCCCAGAGCAUCACUGAAGACAAGACUGAACUCUAGGGACGACACCCCGGUAGCAGACCUCUGCGCACCUGGCCUUGGCUACAGCGGAUGCCAGAAGGGGUAUAAAGACAGGAGAUCCAGAACUACUUCAGAUGGAGUAAAGAAGUCUGAGGAGGUGGAACUUAAAAGCUGAUCAAUUCAAGAGGUCAGUUUUGGGUUGAAGGUGAGACGAUCAGUCAAGCAAAAAUUGGACUAGGUCGCUGAGAAAAAGGUGGGGUCCUAAUUUCAGCUUUCAGUCUCUUUUUUGCAGUUAGAAAACUUUUUUCAAAGAAGGCUGGAACAAAGCAUUCUGUAUCUUUUGCAGCUUUUAGAUAACACCACUAUCAGAAAAACACAAAAGGAAGGAAAGAAGAUAAUUUAGCUAUUUUUUUGGGGAUUUUUUUUUUAAUCUCUCUAGAGCACUUUGGUAUGAAAAUGAGAUGCUCUUUAAAGAAUCUUUUGGAAAGUCCCCACAGUACUCUGAAUUCACCAGCCAGGCGUUUAUCUUAUUUCUCCAGCUUUUUCUAAAAGGGGACAUUAAAGACUUUGUUGAUAGUGCCUCUGGAGAGUCAGUAAAAUUUCUUCUUGAAGUCUUAAAACUUUGCAGCUGUUGACUGGAGGAAACGAAAAGCGGGAAAUGUAAAAAAAAAAAAAAAAAAUCAUGUUGUGUUGUAUUUAAUGUGGGAAGAGUGAGUCUGUGGAGUGACACUGUAGUGAGGAUUUAGAGGACUGCAGAAAUGUUCACAGGGUGUGGAGUGGUCGGUGGCCAGAACCAGUGUCUGACCUUUAACAAUGUCAAGCCCCAACUAGUGCACGAGGUAAACAGAUCAAUUCAAGUUGAGAAAGGAGUAAACCAUGGGAUGUUUCCCAUCAACCAGGGUCAAGCACAUGCAAAUGCUGUAAUGCAGCCAGCACUGGUUAACAGUGAUUUAAACCUUCUGAAACCUACACCACAACCAGUACUUCCCCCACCACCUAAAUUGGGGCAAGACGGAUUCAGGAAAGUUUGCCGCACCGAGGAGGACAGUCCUUCCCCAUUCCCUGGUUUGCCUCCUGGAGUGCUGGAGAUGCGAGUGAAAGAGGGAAGCAAGAUCCGCAACUUAAUGGGAUUUGCUAUGGCACGGAUGCAGGGAGAGAAAGGAGGAAGUGAGGGCGGUGUCAGCAGUGCUGGGCUUCGGCAGGUCGUCUUCACUGGAUCAGGUCGAGCGGUCACCAAGACCAUCACCUGUGCUGAGAUCAUGAAGCGCAAAGUGGGACGCCUGCACCAGCUGACCAAACUGCGGUACAAAGUGAUAAAAGAAGUAUGGGAAAGUGCUGAAGGGGGCACAUCUGAAAUGACACUGCACAGGACAGUACCCUCAAUCAGCAUCCUUCUUUCUAAAGACCCGCUGGAUCCCCAGGAACCAGGCUAUCAGCCCCCAGAAGCUGUCAGUGCUUUGUGGGAGGGCACGGGUGCUGAGGCUGCACAAACAACAUGCAAGAGACCUCUUGGACCUUUGCCAUACAGCAGUUUCUCUCACUGUAAGAAACUGUGUUUGGGGGAAGGCGUCCCCGUCCUCCCUCCUCACUGACUGGCGUGAACCUCUGUCACAGGAGAGAGGAUGGAAUCGCUAGAGUUCAUUUGCCACCGCAUUCCUCUUCUGCACAACGCUGAGACAAUCAGAACAUUAACACAGUCAGAACAGUGUUUUCCAAGAAGAACCGAGUACCAAUUCAGGCCUCCAGGGGUCAGUUUAACCGGGUCUGAACUGCUUUCCUCUGUGUAUAUAAAGCAUUUAAAGGACAUCUUUUAUGAUUCUUCUCAUGGACCAACCUGUGAUGAUGUGUGCAACUGCUCUGUGAUUGAUUCCCCAAAAUAAUGCUUUCUAUUUCCCCAUGACAAAAUCAAAAGAAAGCUAUGAAAGACAAUGUGUUGCACAAAUUGCAGAUUUUCUUUCUUGUAGACAAAAUCUUUUAAUGUUAUUUUAAACUAGUAUUUAUUUGUUAAUGACUUUUAGUCUCUAAAACUGCACCACACAGAUUUAACAACUUUAAAUAAAAACAGCUUGAAUCCACUGAUGCAAUACCUUUUAGCCUAUGUUUCUUCUUAUUAACACAGAACAAAAGAAAAAACAAAUAAACUUUUUUUUCUUUCCAAUGGAAAUAUCUUUUGUAUUUAAUCUUUCCAACUCACACCACUGGAUCUGCAAAGCUCUGAUGGAACAAAAAAGAAAAAGAAAAAAAAAAAAGAAAUCAUAGUGUGCUGAUCUAUUGAUAUGAA